CACUUCCGCCGCGAUCCAAGAUGGCGGCCGCGAGCGGGGCGGGCUCGGAGGCUCCGGGGGGGAAUUUGGGGGGACCCGGGGGGGGCUCCGAGACCCCCGGGGGGGCUUCGGGACCCCCAAACCCCCUCAGGCCCCUCCCCCCGCGACCCGGAAGUGACGGUGGAGAUCGGGGAGACCUACCUGUGCCGGAGGGGGGAUGGGAGCUGGCACUCGGCCGAGGUGAUCCAGUCCCGCCUCAACGAGCAGGAGAACCGCGAGGAGUUCUACGUGCACUACGUGGGCUUUAACCGCAGGCUGGACGAGUGGGUGGACAGGAACCGCCUGGCGCUCUCCAAGUCGCUCAAAGAGGCCGCCCAGAAGAGCAGCGAGCCCUUCCUGGCUGAGCUGGCCGAGCCCGAGCGCAAAAUCACCCGGAACCAGAAACGCAAACACGACGAGAUCAACCACGUGCAGAAGACCUACGCCGAGAUGGACCCGACGACGGCGGCGCUGGAGAAGGAGCACGAGGCCAUCACCAAGGUGAAGUACGUGGACAAGAUCCACAUCGGGCACUUCGAGAUCGACGCCUGGUACUUCUCGCCCUUCCCCGAGGACUACGGGAAGCAGCCCAAGCUCUGGAUCUGCGAGUUCUGCCUCAAGUACAUGAAGUUCGAGCGCACCUACCGCCUGCACCUGGGUCAGUGCACAGCUGAGUGCCUAGCCGGGCGGGAGAUUUACCAAGAGCAACAUCUCGGCUCACGCAAGGUGGAUGGCAAGGACCACAAGAUCUACCGCCAGAACCCGUGCCUGCUGGCCAAGCUGUUCCUGGACCACAAGACCUCCCAUGACGUGGAGCCUCUCGUGUUCCACCUGCUCACCGAGGUCGACCGGCACGGAGCACACAUCGUGGGUACUUCUCCAAGGUGGGCUCACCUGGGGUCACCUGGGUCACCUGUGCCACCCCCUGUCUGUCCCUGUCACCUGUGCCACCUCCCCUGUGUCACCUGUGUCACCUGUGUGAACUCACCUGCAUUACCUGUCUCACCUGUGCCAUCUUCUUUGUGUCACCUGUGUGAGCUCACCUGUGUCACCUGUGUCACCCCCUGUCUGUCCCUGACCAUCUGUGUCACCU
Molecule: messenger RNA, 1111 nt
Organism: Myiozetetes cayanensis
Lineage: Eukaryota; Metazoa; Chordata; Aves; Passeriformes; Tyrannidae
Product: histone acetyltransferase KAT8-like
Biological process (GO): regulation of DNA-templated transcription
Molecular function (GO): histone acetyltransferase activity
Source: RefSeq, a predicted model, not a curated record